AUUCUUCAGCAUCUUAUUAGGCAAAGUAAAGCACCAAGAAUAGAAUUAGAUACCAAUAUAUAGCAAUAAAUUAUUUUUGUAUAUAUGAUAUGAUUUUCUAGGAACCACACCACUGACACUUGCACCUUCCUUUGUGUUUCCUUUUUACUUAUUAUUUAUUUCUUCUGAUCACCAUAAAAAAUUACAUUACAAUAUACAUAUAUAUACAUGCCAAUGUUUCAAUAUAUAUAGAGAGAGAAAAUCUUAGUUAUUUGAAUUGAUGCUAUGGGAAAUUUGUUAGGUAAAAAUAAAAAGCAUGAGUCUGAGAAACAGCAUUCUAGGAAUGAUAAAGAAAGAGGUGGAAGAAUCUCUUCUCUUAAUUUUCAAACUCAAAAUCAAAAACCUAUUCCAUUACCACUUCCACCACAAGUUGCUUCUUCUAUGUCUAGGAAAUCAAGUUUUGGGAAACAAAAUUCUGGACAAAGUUCAAAUACUAAGAAACCUACCAAGAAAUAUGCUUUCAUUCCAGAUAACUUCACUACCCUUGAACAGGUCAUUGCGGCCCUUAGGAAAGAAGGUUUAGAGUCAUCAAAUCUCAUCCUUGGAAUUGAUUUCACAAAGAGUAAUGAAUGGACUGGUAAAGUCUCAUUCAAUAAUAGAAGCCUACAUGCAAUUGGAGAGACACCUAACCCUUAUGAGAAAGCCAUAACAAUUAUUGGCAAGACUUUAGCUCCCUUUGAUGAUGACAACUUGAUUCCAUGCUUUGGUUUUGGUGAUGCUACUACACAUGAUCAACAAGUAUUCAGCUUUCAUAGUGAUCAUUCACCUUGCCAUGGUUUUGAGGAAGUUUUGGAUUGCUACAAAAAAGUUGUUCCAAACUUGAAACUCUCAGGACCAACUUCUUAUGCUCCUGUCAUUGAGGCUGCAAUGGACAUAGUUGAGAAAAGUCAUGGCCAAUUUCAUGUCUUGGUUAUCAUUGCAGAUGGCCAGGUUACAAGAAGCGUAGAUACUAAUGAUUAUGAACUAAGCCCUCAAGAAGAGAAGACAAUCAAAGCAAUUGCUAAUGCAAGUGCAUAUCCGCUUGCUAUAGUUCUGGUUGGAGUUGGCGAUGGACCAUGGGAAGACAUGCAAAAGUUCGACGACAAGAUUCCAGCUCGCGAUUUUGAUAACUUUCAGUUUGUUAAUUUCACGAUGAUCAUGUCUAAAAACACAAGCCCUGCCGAGAAAGAAGCAGCUUUUGCUCUGGCCGCUCUCAUGGAGAUCCCUUUCCAAUACAAAGCAUGCAUCGAAUUUCAAAAACUUGGGCGCGUAACAGGAAGAGCAAUGAGAAUAAUUCCAAAAACUCCUCCUGUUGUUUAUUCUCGUCCUGCACCAAACAUUCCGACAGCAUCAACAACAACAUCAACAACAACAACAACAGAUGAACAAAAUCAAUCUGCCUGUCCUGUUUGUUUGACCGAUGCAAGAGAUUUGGCGUUUGGAUGUGGGCACAUGACUUGCAGAGAUUGUGCAUCAAAGUUAAGUCAUUGUCCAAUAUGUAGAGUCAGGAUCACUAGUCGUCUUAGAGUAUACACUGGUUGAUGAUGUUGCACUAUAGAGCUUAGAAAAUCGACAUGGAUUUCUUAUAAAUUAACAUAAUGAGAUUGGUGGACAUGGAAAAGUGGAAUGAGUUUCUGUAAGUUUGAACCUCCUCCACUUCCAACUGACUUUUUUAAAUUUCAAGAAACAGUUAAUCUAUAUUUCUAAUUUUUCCUUUAAAAGUAACAUUUCAUGUAAAAAAACUUAUAAUGAAAUGGAGGAAAUAUACAUUUUGUUCUAA
Messenger RNA from Lathyrus oleraceus (garden pea), 1798 nucleotides. RefSeq names its product E3 ubiquitin-protein ligase RGLG4. Gene Ontology annotation, molecular function: ubiquitin-protein transferase activity. The record is from RefSeq and is a predicted model, not a curated record. NCBI's taxonomy places the organism in Eukaryota, Viridiplantae, Streptophyta, Magnoliopsida, Fabales, Fabaceae. Gene Ontology annotation, cellular component: nucleus. Gene Ontology annotation, biological process: protein ubiquitination. The transcript is spliced from 8 exons. The coding region runs from base 265 to 1560 and encodes 431 amino acids.